Phyllostomus discolor (pale spear-nosed bat) is the source of this 4372-nucleotide messenger RNA. It is a transcript of the gene LDLRAD1, whose product is annotated as low density lipoprotein receptor class A domain containing 1. The record is from RefSeq and is a predicted model, not a curated record. The coding region runs from base 598 to 1326 and encodes 242 amino acids. Gene Ontology annotation, molecular function: protein binding. Lineage: Eukaryota; Metazoa; Chordata; Mammalia; Chiroptera; Phyllostomidae. Gene Ontology annotation, cellular component: plasma membrane. The transcript is spliced from 7 exons.
AGGCCUCGGUCUCCUCAGCAGAAGAAUCAGGCUACAGGGGAACUCAUACCUCAUGGGGUGGGCUUACCUUAGUCAGCCCUCCUUCAUCGUAGGUACCAUCUCUGGAAAAAUUUAAAUGCACAUGGUCACUUUUUAAAAGAAAAUAAUUUAAAAUUAUAUUUGCUUUAUAAGUUUAGUGGAAAAUGCAUAUUCUUUCAACCUAGAUUACUUAAUUAAUGGAACAGAACAUCGAUGAGAAAAUGACUCCUGCUUUUUAGCCAUGGAAAUGUUAAUUCUGGGUGUUUCUGCCCGGAUCUGCCUGGUAUUUCGUGCAGCUGGGGGCUUGAGGUCCUCCAGUCUCAUCACUGACUUGGAGGAAAAGGCACACCCUGAGAAGCUCCCCGGACUGAGUGACAGGAGGGCCAUUUCUCUCUGUAAACCAGCCUCUGUCUGUCAGCUAGGGACGAGGAGGGUUCCGACAACCUUGGCACACUGCCAGCAGACCACAAAAUAAGGAAAGACUGAGCAGGACCAUGGCCCUCCAGCCCUUUCCUCCAGCUGGCAGGCAGCCUGGGAAGGGACUGCCCACAGGAAGGGUGCAGCCAGGCAGGGCCUCCCAUGCACCCCCCUCCAGGCUGCCCUGGUGACCAGGCAGGGAACCCGAGCUACAUUCUACACACCAGUGCAGCGCCCAGAGCUGAGAGCUGGGAGCUGGGCACCGGAGACAUGAACAAGAUCUUCCCCCAGGUGGAGGCCAACGGCAAAGCUGCUGCUCGAACCAAUGUCCUCCCUGGGGAAGAAGCAGGCUGUGGCCCUUUCUGCUGCUCUCGCCGAGGCACCUGCCUCUCGGCCUCCCUGCUGCUCCUGUUGGCAACUCUUGCGGCCCUGAUUGCCUUGAUCGCCAUUUUUGGAUCCCCACCACGUACAUCAGCGGCCCAGGCCUGUGUGACGGUGACAAACAGGACAGGCUUCCUGUGCCGUGACCGGAGGAGCUGCAUCUCGGCCAGCGGGGUCUGUGAUGGUGUCCGCACCUGUCCCCACGGCGAGGACGAGGACGAGGACUUGUGCCGAGAUGUGCCCAAGAGUCUCCCCCAAUUCCUUGUGGCCCACUGUGGAGACCCAGCAUCCUGGAUCUACUCAGACCAAAGGUGUGAUGGAACCAACAACUGUGGGGACUGCUCGGAUGAACUGAUCCCAGUGACUGUGUGCCCACCCUGCGGCCCUGGGUGGUGGCGCUGCACCUCAACUGUCUUCAAGUACUGUGGCUGUAUCCCGAGAAGCCUCUGCCGGGACCGUGUGCAGCACUGCUCUGACUGGUCCGACGAGUACUCCUGUCCUGGCCCCUAGCUGGGCACGCAGGCCGGAGCAGGAGGCUGGCUGAACCGCGCUGAUGAGCCGCCACGUGAGUGUUGCAUUGAAGAAUACGAGGGCAGGAAGGAGCCUUCAAGUUCAUCUAGUAAAACCUACACACUGUGGUCUCUGUGGAAAAAGACUUGCCUCUCCUGCUUUCAAAAUGUUCAGCCUCUCCUUGAAUGCCUCCAGUGACAGGGAGCUCAUUAACAAAGAUGAGGGGAAACUGCUCCCACGAUUUUAGGCCUGCUUCAGGGGCCACGCAGAGGGAAUUUGCUCCUCUGCUCUAAGACAGACUCCUGGGUUUUGACCUCAUUACCCCUUGGAGAAAAGACAAGUCUGGAGUCAAAUAUCCAGCCAAGGAAUUUAGCCCUUAUGUGGCGUGCGUACCGCUUCCUGUCUCUGUACCCAAGGCAGAUAGAUACUGCUGGGCUGGGCUAUAGCUUCAGCAUCUUUCUUGUCUCAGUAAUCAGGCCCUCUUGGCUGACCACAUGAAGUUUCACCUGCAGUGGGGCUUCAUCAGCCUGCCGGGGGGAGCCCUCCAGGAGGCUCUGAGCCGUGGAGCAGACGAUCUGGAGAAGGAGCAGCUCUUCCAUCCGUCCCACUCUCCACCCUGUGCCUGGUGCCCGGGCACUCCGCCCAGGUUUCUUGUACUAGUGGUUGUCUUUUGACCCCAGAGCCUAAGUAAAUGAGUUGUUUCUCUCCAUACCUUUCCAGCUUUCCAGUCCCUAGACACACCAAGAUCGGUGCUCCCAUUAGGGAGAUGAGGGAGCUGAGGCCUGGAGGGAGAAAUGACUUGUCGAGGAUCAUACAGCAAAGUCAGGGCUGAAACCAGGAUCAAACAUAUUCUAGGGUGUCUCAACCCUAAAACCUUACCUGUUACCAAUAUGAUUGUCUCGACUUGUUGGGAAGCGAGGCAUGCAGAGUCCCUGUGGGGUAUUUUUAAAAUUAGCUUCAGGGUCACAAAGUGAGACUUGGAAUCUGGCAACAAGAGGGUUCCUACUGAGGGAGACAGACCUAUCCCCACUGCAGACUAAUGGAAUCAGUUUUGUGUACCAGUCUUGUGUGAGUUCUGGACUGAAAAUGGCCAUCUGGGAGACAGGUGAGCGCUGGUUCAUUCAUCACUUGAUGAAGAGUCGCUACUCACCUGCUCUGGGCCAAGCUGGGUGCUGGGCACCAGGAAAGGAAGAGACCUGAGUCCCAGCACCUGAGGAGGGCGGGGUCUGGUGGAGGAGGCACCUCCUACCACAGAAGGAUUGGGGGACAGCAGGAAACUCUAGGCUGAGGAGGGGCCUCUGGGAGCCAGGACACAAUCAUGGUCCUGACCCUGAUGAACUGAGGACCAGCUCCUAGAACCAGUCACCUCAGGGAUUCUGCCCUGGGUUGGGGUUAGGUUUAGGGUUCGGGUUUGGGUCAGGGUUAGGGCUAGGUUAGGUCACUCUGCGGCAGGGAGAGUACCCACUUCUGGCAGGGAGUGGCAGUGCUGCGGUUCGGCCUCGUGGGACAGAGGCAGGUGGGCCUUGGUGGUCAGCCAGUCCUAGGCUCCUUCAGUGGCCUGUGGCUCUUCUCUGAAAACUCCCAGAGGCACCAGCAUCACCGUUGCACACCAUUUUAGCCUCCCCUCCCAUCCACGCCCAUGCACGGGCCCCUUGGGGUACAGAGCGUCAUUUUACAGGAUCGAGAAGCCACGGCUGAGACCUACUUGUCCAAGUCCACUCAGCAUGUCAGUAGCAGCGCACGGACCACAAGCCAGGUUUCUUUCCUUUUUAAACUAUAAUGAAAUGUAUUGGCAUGGCAUGGGUUAGUAACAGUGUGUAAGUUUCAGGUGCACAGUUCUGUCGUACAGUAUCUAUACAUUGCCCUGUGUGCCACAGUCUAGUCAUCUUCAUCACCAAAUAUUUGACCGCCUUCACCCUCUUAAUCCUCCUCCCAUCCCUCUUCCCCUCUGGUAACCACCAUACUGUUGUCUGUGAGUAUGAGUUUUUUUGUUUUUCUUUGUUUGUUUUCUAUCCUACCUGAGUGAAAUCACAUGGUUUUUGUCCUCUCCAUUCCAUUUAUUUUGCUUAGCAUGAUACUCUCAAGAUCUAACUUCUCAUAAAUAUGAAAGCCAGGUGUCCAGGCACACACAUUAGCACUUGCUGCAAACAAGGCGCUGUGCCGAGAGCUCUACGUCUCAUUCUCGCCACAAUGCUCUGAGGGAGAUGCUGUUUUUAUACGAAGCUUGGACAGCCAGGCAGCUUGUGGCAGGGCAUCUGACUGUGGGGCACAGAGCCAGGUGCCUGGGCACUUGGCCAGAGAAGUUGCUGUUUUAUGCUAUGUCUCAUGAGGUGUGGAAGCUUCUAGGGUUUAUGAUGCCUGAGCAGAGCCAUGAUGGAACCAGGUGGGGAGCAGGACAGGGCAGUCCUGGUUGAGCAGUGUGAAGCAGCCCCCCGUGGCUGGAAUGUGAGGGUGAGUCUCAGAUUCUGGGCUGCAGGGAGUGAACUUGGCUCAAGGCUGCAGGGAGCUGGCAGAGGAGUUCAGCAGGAAGAAGACACUGCAUUCCUCCUUCUGUGGAGGCGCAGCAAAAAAGGAUCUCUCCUCUGUACGUUAGGAAUAAGGAGGUCAUGGCCAGACUAUCUUGCAGGCUUCUGAAGAGGAAAAGGUGAGAGCUGGAAUGUGAAUGCCACUUGGAAACAACAAAGCUUGAAGCAGAAGAAAGGGGAGUGCCAAGUGCUGUGUUAAGCGAUUAAUAAAUAUCAAGAGCCAAUAUUUGGUGAGCAGUUAGUACAUGCCAAACACCAGUGCAAACUUUUGUGUGCCUUAUCCCCUGUAUCUCAUUUUCUCCACUCCUCACAACCUUUCCAGGAACCUGGUUUGUGUACUUCAUGUGCACCUCACAGAGGCAUGAAGCUGCUUGCUUAAGAUCACACAACUUUUAGAGGACUCAACCAGGAUCAAACCUCAAUAGGCCCCAAUCCAGAACCCACCAUACCCCUCCUUAAUAUCUUACCCUUCCUGGGCCAGGACUCCCUAGAAGAGGAAGCUGGGGCCCUGGCUAGGGGGU